Molecule: messenger RNA, 2772 nt
Organism: Penicillium argentinense
Lineage: Eukaryota; Fungi; Ascomycota; Eurotiomycetes; Eurotiales; Aspergillaceae
Product: DENN (AEX-3) domain protein
Exons: 2
Coding region: 1-2772 (923 amino acids)
Biological process (GO): regulation of Rab protein signal transduction
Cellular component (GO): cytoplasmic vesicle
Source: RefSeq, a predicted model, not a curated record
AUGGGACACUCUCUGCGAGACCACGCGUCCUUUGUCCGGCCGUCCACCAGGGACCGCCCGGCGACUCGCGGCGAGGGGGAAAAUUCGCUGGUCGUCCCCAGUCGCACGUCGUCGCUGCACUCCCGCAUCACCCAACCCAUUCCUUCAACACUCAACAUGAAACCCGCACAGCGCACCCCCAAAACCCUGACCCAUGCCUACAUGGUCUGCGGUGUCGGCCGGGAACCCUCCCAAUGGGUCAAGGCUCCCACCCCGGCCCAGGGCAAGAUCGGUCACAUGAAGGGUGCCGUCGGCCAAUUCUGGCUGCCCGAGAUCCUGGGGAGUAGCCCCCGGUUGGAACAGGAUAACGAGAUUGCGCGCGCCUUGCACUCGGCCAUGAGGGCAUGCUUCCCCCACGAUGUCGAGAUCUGCACCGGCAAGAGCCAGCCGCACUGCGCCCACCACGCCUUUGUUCUCCAGCAGGACUCCUCGCACACUCUGUACGGUAUCGCGCUGCGCGUCUGGUCCCGUGCCGACGAGAAGCGCGCCGAGACUAUUCGUGAGCUGCGCAAAAAGACGGAGCCGGACUUCUACGACAACCCCGACGAGACCUACUGGAUCCCCUACUGCCUGAGCUUCCUUUCCCGCUACCCUCUGUACGACUUGCUGGGCGAUUACCUGCGAGGGAUGUGGAUUCAUUGGAACAAGGCCACCAACCUCUUCCACGCCGAGGAGGUCUCCCGCAUUCUGAGCUUCCCGGCACCUCGCCUGAACGACCUGGUGCGCAUCGAUAUGAAGGACUACGCCCUCUGCUACCAGUUCCCUUCGUCCCCGACCGGCUUCCAGAACUUCGCCAUGUGGCCCCUGUUCAACUGUCUGUCCAUCCCCAACAUCGUCGGGGUGAUCGAGGCCGCCGUUUCGCCGACUCGCCGCAUUAUUUUCGUCUCUCACUAUCCUGCCAUGCUGACCGCUGCCUCCGAGACCGUUCGUUACUGUGUCCGCGUGUACGAGUGGAGUGGCUUGUACGUCCCCGUGGUGCACGCCCGCCAUGUGAAGGAGCUCGUCCAGGAGCCUGGCCCUUAUAUUCUCGGUGUCACUGCCGAGUGCCGCACGCUCUUCAACGCUCCCUCCGAUGCGCUCGUCGUCGACCUCGACCGGAACUUUGUAUUGACCUCGAGCCCACCUAAUGUCCUCAACCAGGGUCAGCGUACCAAGUUCAUCAACCGACUGACUCAGGCCCUGAACGGCGAUGUCUCGCCCUCCGGAGUCCCCACGCACCUGCGUUCGGCUUACGCUGGCGGUAAGCUGAUCCCCGCGGGUCAAAUUAUCGUGAUGCGUGGCGAGGUCGAAAGCGUCCAGGAGCCCAACUGGUGGAACCAGGAUGCCGUGAUGGGGGUCAUGGACCACGUUUGUGAGAAGCUCGGUCGUAACACCGGCAUGAAGGCCAUCUUCGGCGGAUCCGUCAAGAAGCCCCUGAUGACCAAGGUCUCGAUGCGCCAUCUCAACGAGAUUGUCCGCGAGCGCAACCAGUACUCUCGCGAUGCGAUGGAGGCCUGGCAGGACUUUAUCAACCUCAAGGGACGUAUGGAUACCGAGCUCAGCAAGGUCACCAAGCGCAACAACUUCCUGGUCGAGGAGCUCGAGACCUGGAAGCAGCAAUUCCUCAAGUUCCAGGCCUUUGCUGAGCAGCUUACCAAGGAGACCUCGGAGCUCAAGGUCAAGAUCGAGAAUCACAAGCGCGAAAACCGUCGCCUCACCGGCCUCAUUGACCAGCAGAAGGAUGAUGUGGCUCGCCUCACUCUCCGUCUCUCCGGUACCGAGAAGCAGCGUGACGAUGCUCUCGAGGCACUGGUUCUCCAGCAGGAGAUUGCGGAAGAGCUGGAGCGUGAGCGCAAGCGCAACCAGAAGGAGAUCUCUGCGCUCACGCACACUAACUCCACCCUCUCUCGCGAGCGUGAGGAGGCCCAGCGGGUGGUUCUGCACCUGCGGAGCCUGAUCAACGGCAAGAGCCACCACAUGGAGCACAUUGUGCGCUCCAUCGGUAGCACUUCCGAUAUUACUGAGAUGGUCGAGCAGGGUUACGAAGACGCCCCCGAGGAACCCACCGAUGAGCGUGCUAGUGCAGAGUCUGCGAAGGAGUCAAACAAGGAGACCAACGGAGUCACCAACAAGCCAUCGGUAAAUCACAUGAGCCCCGAGCUAGAGCAGCAUUUGCUGAAUCUCGACAAGGAUCGUAAGACCAUUGCUCGUCUGAGCGUUACCGAUGUCGCGGACCGUUACCUCCGGGACAAGACGGACGCUAUUGCGGACAUCAUUCGCAGCAUCAGUGAACAGUGCGCCGCCGCCGUCGAGGGUUUGCACCUGGCCCAGGAUGCCGAAGACGAGGAGGCCGCCGAGGCCUCCUCGUCCAAAGUCCACCAGAACGGUUCCCCCCGUCUGGGUUCGGACUACGAGGGCCAGGACGGCCGCACCACCCGCGCCACCAGCGAAGUGAGCGACACCGACAACACCUCGCUGCACCCGGACAACCGCCACUCCAGCAUUCCCCCUACUCCCGAUCUGGUGCACAACCGCUCCAGCACCUCCAUGUCGAUGGUCAGCAGCUCGACCUUCCCCGAGCGGUCCAGCCAGCAAUACGGACCGGGAGAGAUUCCGACUCGUAUCGUGGAGGACGAUGACGAGCAUGCUCACGAGACAGAGAGCAUGGACGAUCAGCAAACCGAGACUGGCACCCUGUCCAAGCAGGCCAGCGAGGAUCUCAUGCGCCCCCAGACCGCUCGUGUGAUCUCGUAG